Onychomys torridus (southern grasshopper mouse) is the source of this 4470-nucleotide messenger RNA. RefSeq names its product membrane palmitoylated protein 3 (gene Mpp3). NCBI's taxonomy places the organism in Eukaryota, Metazoa, Chordata, Mammalia, Rodentia, Cricetidae. Gene Ontology annotation, molecular function: protein binding. The record is from RefSeq and is a predicted model, not a curated record. The coding region runs from base 328 to 2085 and encodes 585 amino acids. Gene Ontology annotation, cellular component: plasma membrane; cell-cell junction. The transcript has 19 exons.
GGCGGGAGGGGACCCGGGGGCCCGCCCCUCCCGUGUGCGACAGCCUUGCGGUCCACCCUCCCCAGCGGGGGCUCAGUUCCCGGCCCGCGGUCCCCUUCGCUGCUCGGCGCUCGCGCAUCCCGUGCGUCCGGCUCCUUCCCGCGCCGCCGCUCCGCAUCCCCUGGCACCGCCCGCCCAGUCUCCCCCGCCCCGGGGUGGGGGUUCUUCUUCCAAGGCUAGACGCGCUUGAGGUCAUAAGUAGAGCCAGGUGAUGUAUGUUCAUUGCUGAGUGACUCCUUUCCCACCCCACAAACUGCAGGGACAGCUGGGGACCUGCCAGGCACAGGCAUGCCUGUGCUGUCUGAAGACUCGGGUUUGCAUGAGACCCUGGCACUUCUGACCUCUCAGCUCAGGCCUGACUCUAACCACAGGGAAGAGAUGGGCUUCUUGAGGGAUGUCUUCAGUGAGAAGAGCCUCAGCUAUUUGAUGAAGAUUCACGAGAAACUCCGCUAUUAUGAGAGGCAGAGUCCGACCCCAGUCCUGCACAGUGCCAUGGCCCUCGCUGAGGAUGUGAUGGAGGAGCUGCAGGCCGCCUCUGUACACAGUGAUGAGAAGGAGCUGCUGCAGCUGCUGUCCACCCCCCACCUCAGGGCUGUGCUCAUGGUACACGACACAGUUGCCCAGAAGAACUUUGAUCCUGUUCUGCCCCCUCUGCCCGAUAAUAUUGACGAGGAUUUUGAGGAGGAAUCGGUGAAGAUUGUUCGCUUGGUAAAGAAUAAAGAGCCUUUGGGUGCUACUAUCCGAAGAGAUGAGCACUCAGGGGCUGUCGUGGUGGCCAGGAUCAUGCGAGGGGGUGCAGCAGAUCGGAGCGGUCUGGUCCACGUUGGUGAUGAGCUCCGAGAGGUGAACGGGAUUGCCGUCCUGCACAAGCGUCCAGAUGAGAUCAGCCAGAUUCUGGCCCAGUCCCAGGGAUCCAUCACCCUCAAGAUCAUCCCUGCCACCCAGGAGGAAGACCGCUUCAAAGAGAGCAAGGUGUUCAUGCGUGCCCUCUUCCACUAUGACCCUCGGGAGGACCGUGCCAUCCCCUGCCAGGAGGCAGGCCUACCCUUCCAGCGGAGGCAGGUCUUGGAGGUGGUGAGCCAGGAUGACCCCACCUGGUGGCAGGCCAAGAGAGUGGGAGACACAAACCUUCGAGCUGGCCUCAUCCCCUCCAAGCAGUUCCAGGAGAGGCGGCUGAGCUAUCGGAGAACAACUGGCACCCUGCCAAGCCCCCAGAGUGUCAAAAAGCCCCCCUACGAUCAGCCUUGUGACAAAGAGACCUGUGACUGUGAAGGGUACCUCAAAGGGCACUAUGUGGCUGGUCUUCGGAGAAGCUUCCGGCUAGGCUGCAGGGAGAGGCUGGGUGGCUCACAGGAGGCAAAGGUGCCCACAGGAGCAGAGUCUCAGGAGCUGCUGACCUACGAGGAGGUGGCCAGGUACCAACAGCAGCCUGGGGAGCGGCCCCGCCUGGUGGUUCUGAUUGGGUCUCUGGGAGCCAAACUCCAUGAGCUGAAGCAAAGGGUGGUGGCCGAGGAUCCCCAGCACUUUGGUGUUGCUGUUCCACACACCACCAGGCCCCGGAAGAGCCAUGAGAAAGAAGGGGUGGAGUAUCACUUCGUCUCCAAGCAAGCGUUCGAGGCUGACUUACAUCACAACAGGUUCCUGGAACAUGGUGAAUAUAAGGAGAAUCUCUAUGGGACCAGCCUGGAGGCCAUUCAGGCUGUUAUGGCCAAAAACAAAGUGUGCUUGGUGGAUGUAGAACCGGAAGCACUAAGACACCUGAGGACCCCCGAGUUUAAACCCUAUAUUAUAUUUGUGAAGCCUGCAAUUCAGGAGAAAAGGAAGACGCCGCCCGUGUCCCCAGACUCUGAGGACACAGCAGCUCUGCUCGAUGAACAGCAGCAAGAGAUGGCUGCCUCUGCCACCUUCAUCGAUCAGCACUAUGGGCACCUGAUAGACACUGUGCUCGUGAGGAAGGACCUUCAGGGCAUCUGCAGCCAGCUCAGAGCUGUCAUAGAGAAGCUGAGCAAGGACACUUACUGGGUACCCAUCGGUUGGGUGAGGUAACUUCAUCCCAUAGCAUCCAAUCUGGAGGGACCUCGAAGACUACAUUGUCCAGCCUCCCUCAUGGAUUGUCAAGGAAUGUCAAGUACAGAGAGGGGUAGGAUUUCCCACCAACUCUCGUCACUGAGUAUUGGUGGGAAGCCUUGUUUGGUGUUGGAUUUUUGUCUGUCCUUUUGCCCUGCGCCCCUUCAUGGGUUGAGUUGAAAGGGGGCAGUUCACAGAAUAACAUGUCAUUCAUUAAAGUCUCGCAGGCAAGUUGGCCUUGAUUCUUUGUACCAAAGCUAUGAAGCCACUGUCUUUGGGGGUGGUGGUGGUGAAUUUAGAUAGUGAUUUACAGUGACGUUUCAGCUUUAUAAAUAUGACACUUCACUGGUCCAGCUCUGUUGGAAAUUGUUCUCCUCGAGGGGAUCAUCUGUGCAAAUGAAGACCUGUCUUGCAGCACUGAAAUAUUACUUUAAAAAAAUGAUUUUUUUAUAGUGCUUGCCAGGUGGUAGGGAAAUUGAUUCCCUGACUUCUCACAUAGUGCACAUACAUGAUGUUUUUCCUGCAAGACAGAGGCUCACUUAACAGUCCACAUGGCUCACUAGACUAUUCUACAAUGCAGCAGUGCCUUCAGGGACUCUUGAGGAAUGUCAGGCUGCCUGUCCCCUUUCUGAAUACCCCCAUGCUCCUGAAAGUGAGUCCUUGCUGUGUUUGUCCUAUAACAUCAGCUGUCCGUCAUUAUGCCUUGGUACUAGGCUGACUCUAUUUUCAGAUUUGGGCUCCUGUUGUGCUAGAUUGUGGGGAACCAGAUGACCCCACUAUCUGUCAAAGUUGUGAGUAAGCCACAAUAAAUCAGUCCUGUCAAAAGUAUAUAGACUCAGAGUGUGAGUCUGUCAUGGUGUCUCUAAGCAGCAGUGAUUUCUCAAGGGACUGUGACAGGUCAUAGCAGCUCAGAGAAUUUUACUUCUGAUGAGUCACCAGUUACGUAAGUUCUGUGUUGGCUGUGACUCUGGGGAGUCCUGUGCACUAUCUUCAUAAAUACACAAAGCUGAUGACAUGGCAAUGUUACCAUUCAUUCCCAUUUUACAAUUGAGGGGGAAAAAAAGAGACUUAAGAGAUUUGAAAGUGUCCAGGUUUAUACAGCUGAAAAAACGUACCAGGCUGAGGAAGUGUGUCCAUACAUAAAAGUGCUUACCAUGCAUGCCUAAGGACUUGAGUUCAAAUCCCCAGAACCCACAUAAAAGCCUCAUUUGUAGUGUGUAUUCAUAACUGCAGUACUUUGGUCAGGAGGUAGGGAGUGGAAACAGGAGGCUCUGGAAACUUCAUCUGGCUAGUCAGCACUUACACACCUAUGCGCACACGCGCACACACACACACAAAUUGUGCACUCAAACACAUACCUGCAUGUGCAUAAUGGUACAGCUAUAUAUUUUUGAGCCUCAAAAUUCCUCACACGAGAUACGAUCCUUAACCACUAUACUACACUGCCUCCUGCUUUUAUGGGUCUAUAAUGGGGCCUCCCUAAUGAAAUGACUGACUUAUGAGGAGUAUAUUCAUAGCUGAAAUAGUGUGCAGUGUGCUUAUAACUUCUAGGACUAAAAGGAUGAGUUUUUAUAUGUGCAAGAUACCUUAUCCCUACAAUAGGCUGGGCCAACAGUGAAGUACCAGGCAGGCCGUUUGCCGCCCAUCUACAAAAUUCCAGCUAACUUUCUUACACAAGAACUCUUGCAACUCUUUGGCUUACCACCAGGUAACCCACUGAUCUCUUUUGUAGGAUUUUCCAGCAAAAGAGCGGGUCCUUCUUACUGGAUUUUUAGCAAGUGAAAUAAUGACUUAACUGUUUCACAGGAAUUUAGGCCAGUGGGCAGGGGUGAGGUGGAACUGCCUCCUGGAGGAUGGAGAACUGGGAUCUUGAGUCCUCUUUAGGGAGAGCUUGUUCCUGGCCAUAUCACAUCUGCAGCAUGGUGGAGACCUUACCUGGUUACAGUUCAAUGUAGGUGACUUGCCCUCCAGUGUUGAACACUGGGUGACUUUUAAAAAAAAUGCAUGUCGUACUAAAAAGUCACUUUCUGCUUACUCCGUAUCCUCAGCCAGUCCUCAGCUGAGGCGGUAGUAACUCAGCGUGGAUUGUGAGCUUACUCCGUAGCCAGUCCUCAGCUGAGGCGGUAGGAACUCAGCGUGGAUUGUGAGGUGAGGUGUGAAAAUGGGCUUGGUUUAUUUGCAAUUAGAGCAUCCUUCCCUCUCCCGGGACAAGUUACGUCCACAGCUGUUCGUCUGCUGUGAGAUCCAUGGGAGCUGAGAGGGCAGGGUCCCGAGGACAGGUGUCAUCUGGAAGGCAUGUUUUUGCUGUUUAUACAAAGCAGAGAAUGUUGUUUAAAACAAAAUAAAUGUACUAGUUUGCAAAUA